This is a messenger RNA of Eublepharis macularius, 1943 nucleotides long. RefSeq names its product actin beta (gene ACTB). The record is from RefSeq and is a predicted model, not a curated record. NCBI's taxonomy places the organism in Eukaryota, Metazoa, Chordata, Lepidosauria, Squamata, Eublepharidae. Bases 136 to 1263 code for a protein of 375 amino acids. The transcript has 6 exons.
GAACUAGCCGUUAAGCUCGCCGCCCGCCGUCUGUGUGCACCGGGUGGAUCUCAGGCCGCCGCCUCGCCUCCCCGCCCCAAAGGGUUUAAAAGCAGAUUUUCCCGAACUUGCAACUUUUCAAAGUAAAAGAUCGCCAUGGAUGAUGAUAUUGCUGCACUGGUUGUUGACAAUGGCUCUGGAAUGUGCAAAGCCGGUUUUGCUGGGGACGACGCUCCUCGUGCUGUCUUCCCCUCCAUUGUUGGUCGCCCCAGACACCAGGGUGUGAUGGUUGGAAUGGGCCAGAAAGACAGCUAUGUUGGUGACGAGGCACAGAGCAAAAGAGGCAUCCUUACCCUGAAGUAUCCUAUCGAACACGGCAUUGUCACCAACUGGGACGACAUGGAGAAGAUCUGGCACCACACCUUUUACAACGAGCUGAGAGUUGCCCCUGAGGAACACCCUGUGCUGCUAACAGAGGCGCCCCUGAACCCCAAAGCCAACAGAGAAAAAAUGACACAGAUCAUGUUUGAGACUUUCAACACCCCGGCCAUGUACGUCGCUAUCCAGGCAGUGUUGUCCCUUUAUGCCUCUGGCCGCACCACUGGCAUUGUGAUGGACUCUGGUGAUGGUGUCACCCACACUGUGCCCAUCUACGAAGGUUACGCCUUGCCCCAUGCCAUCCUCCGUCUGGAUCUGGCCGGCCGUGAUUUGACUGACUACCUCAUGAAGAUCCUGACUGAGAGAGGCUACAGUUUCACCACCACAGCCGAGAGAGAAAUUGUGCGUGACAUCAAGGAGAAACUCUGCUACGUUGCACUCGACUUUGAGCAGGAGAUGGCCACAGCUGCAUCGAGUUCAUCCCUGGAGAAGAGCUAUGAGCUCCCUGACGGUCAGGUGAUCACCAUUGGAAACGAGCGGUUCAGGUGCCCCGAAGCCCUCUUCCAGCCCUCUUUCUUAGGUAUGGAAUCCUGCGGUAUCCAUGAAACCACUUUCAAUUCCAUCAUGAAGUGCGAUGUGGAUAUCCGUAAAGACCUGUAUGCCAACACUGUCCUGUCUGGUGGUACUACGAUGUACCCUGGCAUUGCUGAUAGAAUGCAGAAGGAGAUCACAGCCCUGGCACCCAGCACAAUGAAAAUCAAGAUUAUCGCCCCACCUGAGCGCAAAUACUCUGUCUGGAUUGGUGGCUCCAUCCUUGCCUCUCUGUCCACCUUCCAGCAGAUGUGGAUCAGCAAGCAAGAGUACGACGAGUCUGGGCCUUCCAUUGUUCACCGCAAAUGCUUCUAAAAAGGACUAGUUACCAUGAUAACAUUUUUUCUCUCUUUUGACAAAAAAAUCCCCCCGUUAACUGCGCAUAAAACGAGAGUUGAGAUUGGGCAUGGCUUUAUUUGUGUUUUUGGCGCUUGACUCAGGAUAUAAAAACUGGAAGGUGAAAAGUUGACGGCAGCAGUCUUUUAAAAAAAAAAAAGUGUUGGAGCGAACUCCCCCCCCCCCAAGUUCUACAAUGCAUCUGAGGACUUUAAUUGUACAUUUGUGUUUUUUUUCUUUUGUUUUUUAAAUCAUUCCAAAUAUUGUAUAAUGCAUUGAGAGGAAGGUAAACCAGCCUCUAUGAAGGCGGCAGCCCAGCUCAAAGGGAGAAGAAAUAACUAUCGAGUGUCCUAGCAAAAAUGUUACUUGUAUGUAAAUUAUAUAACCCGACAAGUGUCUUUCUGUAUCCUGCGCCUUAAAACAAAACACACUUGGUUCUCUUUUUUUGUUCUUUGGUCAAGCAAAAAAAAUGGGCUGUGGCUGUUUUCUCUUCUUCCCAAUCUCUAGAUGUGAAGGCUUACAGUCUACCCCCCCUUCUCAUCCCAUAGGGGAGUCCUUACCCAAAUUGGUGCCAGUAUGUACACAGGAUACAGGGGCGGAGGGGGGCAAAACUGUACACUGACUUAAGAACAGUUCUAAAUAAAGAUGCACACAAUAGA